AUGGACCACCCGCCCCAAACGGAGCCAGAGGCAAAGGCCGGGCCGCCGGGCCGCCGGGGAGCCUGUCGUGGGUGGAAGUUCUGUUGGACCUUGCGGGACGCCGAGAAGGACGAUGUGAGCGACUACGGCGAUGACGAUGGACUUUCCUGGUACGCAUCUGCUGCCGCUGAUGCAGAUGCAGAGGAGCCAGCACCAGAUGAGACGGCUGAACAAGAGCAGCCGGAGGAUGCGGCUGUGACAGACCCUUACGUGACGGCCGAGUCCGAUCCCUACGAGGUUUUCACAGAGGAGGCUCCAGCUGACCUCGCAGACUCAAAUGAGCCCAAAGAAGUGGCUCUUGAAGAGGACGCGGGCAAGAGAGCGGCCGAGUCCGAAGCGCUCAAGUCACCGAAGCCCUCAGCUGCUCCCGACCUUAGCCGGCCAGCCAAAGUUCAGCGGACAGAGGCUCCAGCCGAGGCCGAGCCGCAGUUGACUCAGCCAGCACCGCUGCCUUUGAAGCAGCUGGCCGAAGUCCUCCAAGUCCCGCCUGCUCCGGCCUCCGAGGCCUGGACACCCAGCUGGCUGCAGGAGACCUCCGAAGGAGAUACAGCUCCCACAGACCACCUGGCACAGGUUCCAGAACGUGAGUUCUUGGACCAGGACCGCCUUGACCAGGCGCUGUCCUGGGACGAACGCUGUGUCAUCGUUCGCCAGGGGCAGGUGCACAUCGAGCUGCAGCGUCGCAACCCGCCCAUGGACAAUGCUGACCUGCUUCGGUUUUGCGACUGGUUGGAUGAGCAAAUGCCCCUGGUCGUCAACCACUUCCCCUAUGUCAAGAAGAGCGGAGCCUAUGUCGACCUCUCUGAUAAUGAGAUUGGCACAGACGGCCUCGACAAGCUCUUCCAGGUGCUGCGAGGCCAUCGAGUACCAUGCGUCGUUCUGAAAGCCUACAGAAACUCCAUUGAUGACUCAUUCGUGGACACGCUAGUGGAGUAUCUCUACACCCAGCCUGAGGCUUUCCCGAUGCAUGGUAUCCACAUCUCGCACAACGACAUCUCCGACAAGGGGGCCUUUCGGUUGAUUCGAGCCGCAGCUCAGUGUGGGCAUUAUCCUCGUCUCACGACGCGGUUGCCACUGUGGCUGCGGCUGGAGGUGAAUGCCCUCAUGAACCCGCAGAAGGUCAUCAAGGACGCAAAUAACGAGGGCUUUACCGUUUGCCUCAUGCAGGAUGGACUCUGCAGCCGCGAGAAGUGUGACCACUACUCCGGAGUUCAUGUGCAGCUGCCGUACUUUCUGAACCAACCUGCCAAGGGCUUCGCCAAUCUGGAGCAGUUCGGCGCAAGUCAGCGGCGACAGACUUGGGCGGCGCCCUACAGCUCCAGCCAGGGCACCCUGGCCCCGAAGGCCGAGUUUUUGGAUUCCAAGCACGUCGCAGCAUCGUGUCGCAUUCUGGCACAUGCAGCGGACAUGGUCAGUUCCACAGAGCUGUCGACCGAUGCCCAAGGGACCAGCGCGUUGCAAGUCACGAGAUCUUCCCGCGCAUCGCGCAUCUCAGCGGACUCCUCCGCUGCAUGGUCUGUCGCAGAUGAGGGUGUUAUCGAAAGAGAUAUGACUGCCAACAGCAAUCGUGGCAGCGGCAGAGGAGAUGUGCUGAAAGCCUGCCUCAAUCUGGAUGACGGUGCCCUGAGCUGGGUGAUGAGCCAAAUCCUGGCACAAAAAGGCCCUGUUGUUCAGGAGGCAAUGGGUCAUGAGGAAGAGACGCACCCACAAGAGUCCGUGAGGAGCAGGUCGAAGGGAAUCACGACAUGGUCUUCGGAGGACGGCAGCGUCGGCGUCGGCGCCAAGGGAGAUCUGCCUCCGCAGGCUGUCGGGGGCCGAAAGACCAGGAGGAGAAGUUUGCUGGCGCAGAUAGGCAAGGGACAACCUGGCCCGUCCCAUUCUUCGCCUACGAUGGCUAAGAUCUCGGACGUGCUGCGCCCGGUUGUGGAUAGCUUCUGGUUCCAAACGGUCAUUGUGUUCUUCGUCGUCGUUGCGCUUUUCGGUGGCGAUCUCGCGACCCUCACAGAUUUGCCUGACGAACCCGGCUUGUUUAUACUCGACCUCAUGAUGUCCAUAGCGACGGUGGUCUUCUGUAUAGAGAUGGCUUUGAAUUGCCUGGCGCGCAUGCAUGUCUACCCGCUGUCUUUCUUCUUCGUGAUGGACUUCAUUGGCACUCUGUCAAUGGCAUUUGAGAUCUCCUUCCUGCUUGGCAACCAGGCAGAUAUGCAAACUGUGCAAGAUGGCUUCGAUGCCGUCUUGAUGCGUACGGCUCGAGCAGCGAAGAUCGGAGCUCGCAUCGGGCGGCUGUCGAAACUCAUGAAAUACGUGUCUUACCGCUUUACCAACCGCCACGGUUCUUUUUCCAGGGACAAGCCUGCAGAAGCCAAAGUCUUGUCGACAAAAUUGAUGCUGACGUUGUCCACCACAGUGUCCAUGCUCACCAUCGUGCUCGUAUUUACGUUUCCACUCUUCACCAUCGGACUGUACCCGCAGCAGGACCUGUCCAUGAAGACCUGGGCCGAAAAGCUUGAGGAUGCUUUCAGUGAAGCGGUGGCCAUCCAGCUCAACUCGCCGGUGAGUUCGAACUUGUUCCAGGAGAAAGUAGCCAGAAUGAUCAGCUUUUACAGCACUGUGGGCUACAAACCCUUCCGACUGGAGGGGUUCGGGGAGGAUGUCGUGCUCGAGAACUCGACGAUGACUGUCAGAGGAGCAUCUUUGCUGGCUGGGUCAGCUCCAGUCCGGAUUUCCCACAUCUUCAAGAUCUCCGUAGAGAGUUGCAUGGUCCAGCGUGCUGCUUGCCAGAUGGACCCGCUGCCGUCGAUUUUCUUCGACUUCACAAACCCACAGCAGAUUGAGUCAGCCCAAGACAUGGCCUUGAUGUGCUUCAUCAUCGCGCUGAUGCUGAUCGUCUCCUUGAUUCUCAGCCACACUCUCGAUCGGUUGCUUGUGCAACCUAUGGACCGUAUGUUGUACAUGGUGAAGAGCAUGGCCGCAGAUCUCUUGAAGCAGUUCGGUUUGGACGACAACCUUGAGGAAGAAGCAGAACCGAUUGCAGAGACAGCCCUGAUCGAGGAGAUAUUCAAAAAGUUCGCGCGGCUAGCUAAUCUGGCUGCAGUGCGAAACGAGCUCACCGAGGAGGAAAUGGCAGGCAUGGACACUGAUGCGCGGGCCGUCCUCCUCGAUGUAAUGCACUUACAGGUCAACAGGGACUUGUCAUCGUUGGCUGCCGUGGCCAACGCGUCGGAGCCGUGCUUUGCCAACCUACCGGUCAAUGAGUCCGUCUUCUCCUCCUUUGAGUUGGACGUUCUUGAGCUGCCCGUGGAGCAAAACCAGCAAGUGGUUGUGCACAUGUUUUUUGACUCCUUGAUUGGAAGAUCGACUGGCCGCAUACUUGCUCAGCCCGAGACGUUCCACAAAUUUCACUCGGUCGUUUAUUCAAACUACAACAGCCUGCCCUACCACAACUACUUCCAUGCCGUCGAUGUGACAUAUACCGUGCACAGGCUCAUGGAUAUCAACCGCACAGAUGCUUGGUUGUCAAACGUUGAGAAGUACGCGCUGCUUCUUGCCGCACUUUGCCACGAUGUGGGCCACCAGGGAAAGACAAAUCCGUUCCUUGUGGAGACGCAGCAUCAGCUCGCACGGGUAUACAACGACAAGUCUCCCCUUGAGAACAUGCAUGCUGCCAAGCUCUUCGAAAUUGCAAGCAACGAGGACACGGACGUCUUCAAGCGACUGGACAAGGAUGCGCGGAAGACCGCGCGCAAGGUUUGCAUAGCGGCCAUCCUUCACACGGACAACGCUGAGCAUUUCGAGAUGGUGAGGGAAGUGAGCAAGAUAUAUGAGCUCACCUCUGACCUGUGCGAUGGACAGGCAGCACAGCUUGACCAGCUGGACAUGAACUAUGUGGAACAGGUGCUGUCGAAGAACUCCAUGUUCUUCAUGGAGGUGUUCCUACACUUUGCAGAUGUGUCAAAUCCCCUGAAGCCCUUCAAGAUGUGCCAUGCCUGGGCAUGGCGCGUUCUGGAAGAGUUCUUCAACCAGGGCGACACCGAAAAGGAGCUCGGCUUACCUGUAGGAAUGCUGAAUGAUAGAGACAAGAUAAAUCGUCCCGGCUCUCAACAUGGCUUCAUCAACUUCAUGGUCGCCCCAUUUGUCUUGCACACAGUCAAAGUGUUCCCUGGCCUCCAUUCAGUCUACACUCAAAUGGGGGAAAACCUCGAGCAAUGGCGACAUAUGUGGGUUGCUGAAGUGAAGCCAAGCGAGGAGGAGAUCGCAAAGAAAGAUGCUGAUGUGCAGAAGAUCAAGGACACGGCUUUGGAGCUUCGAAAGAGGACAAUGCCAUAG
Symbiodinium sp. CCMP2592 is the source of this 4365-nucleotide messenger RNA. The record is from the annotation of a GenBank genome assembly. NCBI's taxonomy places the organism in Eukaryota, Dinophyceae, Suessiales, Symbiodiniaceae.